This is a messenger RNA of Brassica rapa (field mustard), 818 nucleotides long. RefSeq names its product MLP-like protein 328. Lineage: Eukaryota; Viridiplantae; Streptophyta; Magnoliopsida; Brassicales; Brassicaceae. Gene Ontology annotation, biological process: defense response. The record is from RefSeq and is a predicted model, not a curated record.
AUUUGGUUAUUAAGAAAUUAAAGUUGUAUAUCUGGUUUCUUGUAACGUUGUGACGAGUUUAUGUAUAUAAACGAAAGGACGAUACUUUCUUUUGUGCAUCAACCAAAACAAUUGACAUACACACACUUCCAAGGAAGAAUAAUCAAAAGCUUCAUCAUGGCGAUGUCAGGAACAUACGUGACAGAAGUUCCUCUUAAAGGGUCGGCGAAGAAUCACUACAGGAGGUGGAGGAGCGAAAACCACCUCUUCCCGGACGCCGUCGGCCAUCACAUCCAAGGUGUCAAGGUCCACGAAGGAGACUGGGACUCCCACGGUGCCAUCAAGUCCUGGAACUAUACAUGCGAUGGGAAGCAAGAGGUUUUCAAGGAGAAGAGAGAGUUUGACGACGACAAGAUGGCAGUGACGUUUAGAGGGCUUGAGGGUCACGUGAUGGAGCAGCUUAAGGUGUAUGACGUCAUCUUCCAGUUCAUCCCCAAGGCUAAGCAAGGCUGCAUCUGCAAAAUCACUAUGAUGUGGGAAAAGCGCUACGAAGACUCUCCAGAGCCCAUCAACUACAUGCAGGGGCGGAGCUACAUUAGCUCCGCCACUGACUACAUGAAGUUCGUCACCAACAUGGCUGCUGACAUGGACGACCACAUUCUCAAGGACCAGACGAAGGUUUAAAUGUGUGUCUUUCUUGUGUUUGGCUUGCACAUAAUCAUCCGCCUAGCUCCUUUUCUCUUGUACUUAUAAUAAUGGCCGGCGGUCUUGUAUGCUUGUGUAUUAUCUGUCUUACUCUCACGUGGUAAACCUUAAAUCCUAUCAGAUCCCUUUUCUUA